Molecule: messenger RNA, 739 nt
Organism: Prinia subflava (tawny-flanked prinia)
Lineage: Eukaryota; Metazoa; Chordata; Aves; Passeriformes; Cisticolidae
Gene: DHFR
Product: dihydrofolate reductase
Exons: 6
Coding region: 74-646 (190 amino acids)
Biological process (GO): dihydrofolate metabolic process; folic acid metabolic process; glycine biosynthetic process
Cellular component (GO): mitochondrion
Molecular function (GO): NADP binding; dihydrofolate reductase activity
Source: RefSeq, a predicted model, not a curated record
GGAUGCGCCCGCUCGGCCCGCCCUGACCCGCCCCGGUACGGCUCUGGCGCGGCGCGGGAGACGCGGAGCGGCUAUGGCGCGCUCGCUCAACUCCAUCGUGGCCGUCAGCCAGAACAUGGGCAUCGGCAAGGACGGGCAGCUGCCCUGGCCGCCGCUCAGAAAUGAGUACAAGUACUUCCAGAGAAUGACGAGCACAUCCCGCGUGGAAGGUAAACAGAAUGCACUGAUAAUGGGUAGAAAAACGUGGUUCUCCAUUCCUGAGAAGAACCGUCCUUUAAAAAACAGAAUUAAUAUUGUGCUCAGCAGGGAGCUCAAGGAAACCCCGAAAGGAGCACAUUAUCUUUCCAAAAGUCUGGAUGAUGCUUUAUCUCUUUUGGAUUCACCAGAGUUAAGAAGUAAAGUAGACAUGGUUUGGAUCGUGGGAGGCACUUCAGUAUACAAGGCAGCAAUGGAGAAGCCAAUUCAUCAUCGAUUGUUUGUGACAAGAAUCUUGAAAGAAUUCGAAAGUGACACAUUUUUUCCAGAAAUUGACCAUAAAGACUACAAGCUUCUAACAGAGUACCCAGGUGUUCCUGCUGAUAUCCAAGAAGAGAAUGGGAUCCAGUACAAAUUUGAAGUGUAUGAAAAAGCUGUUGUGGCAGAAUGAGGGAGGCAUUUUACACUUCUGCAUAAGGGCAGGUGUUUUAAACCAUGAAAUUUUACUGGGUGUAAAGAUACAUUAAAUUUUUGAAGAAAAUCA